GCAGUUAGACUGGUGCAGCAUGCUGGCUGUUAGAGUACAAUCAUUCAUGCGUGAUAUGGAUAGGCGAAUGUGUUAGAGCUAUGAUCCAUGUGUGCUUCUAUUCAUGCAUUCCCAUCAAGAAGGCCAUGUGUCAGGUCUAUUCAGUACUCUGGUGUCUAGACGUCUGCAUUCUAUUGUUGUAUCACAUUACAUGGUCGAGUGUUGCCAUAGGGUCUUUCUAUACCAUGUAUGUGCGUGCACUGUUAUUAGCUAUUGCUAUCUUUUGUUAGGCCAGAGUUGGUUUUAGCCUAGUUGUGGAGAUGUUCAGGUUUUAGUUCUUGGAGAGUUGUGACUGUUUUCAGAUCAUGAGUCAGUGUAAACAUUGUGUCCUGGAGAUCUUUGUGUGUGGAUAAUCCCGGUUCCGGGGAGAAACGGAAUAUCUGGUCCUUCGAGCCGGAUCUGGAAAUAGUCAUCAUGGAAGGUGAAGAUAGGAGUACGCGCAGAAGUGCGCGGUCAACGAGAGGUGUAGCACCUCCCCGUUUGGGUUUUGAAGAAGAGCGCUCGAUGCGGAGUAGUAGGAGAUCGGGAGGAGGACAGUCCCGAUCUUCAUACGAGACUCAGCGUCGAGUUCUGGAAGCAGAAAAGAGGCUCCUGGAGAAGGAGCUUGAGCUCGUGAGGUUAGCUCAAGACGAAGCGUCGUCAAAUGGCCAAGGGGCCAAAGGAUCGUCCUCUCCCAAGAUGGCCUCCGAAGUCUUCGCAGAGGAGCUCAUAGAAGGCCAUGAAGCUGAUGCAGCCGUUGACGCUGGCCAAGGAGAUGAGGCUAGUAUGGGUGAAGUAGAAGUUGCGCACCUGCCAGAACAUGCAGUGGCUGUUUCUCACGAUCCAGAGCCGCACGCAGUGCCGAGUCCCAGUGUAGCCGGAACUGUCAGUGCCCACACAAGCAGGAGUUUGCCUGUGGCGGUGAGGACUGAGUCUGAGGUCGCACGUGCGUCGACGAAUACGGAGCAGGCCAAUCUGUCAGGGUUGCGAGUGCAACAAGAGUUUGUGCUGAAAGAGAAGCGCUAUCAGCGGGAACUGAGCGAAGCUCAAUCAAUAGCGGACGCCGAGCAGCGACGUGUAGCGAAAUUGAACAAGGAUCUUGCGAGCGCUCGUGCAGACCUGUCAUCGCUGCAGGCGGAAAAUAGGCGAGUCACGCAGGAAAAAGAGGUGUGCGAAGCUGAGCGGGAUGUAUUGGAAAGGGAACUGCGCGAGCUGCAGCCGCAUCUCGAGCGCCUGGAAAGAGAACACCAGGAGGGGCGCAUGUGUUUGGAAGAUCUCCGCGAUCAGAAUGACCGCUUGCUGACGCGAGCCGAGCAGGUUUCAGCAGAGCAACACGCGCAGCGAGCUGAACUGCUCGACAAGCUCGAACGCCUUCGCGCGGAGAACGCCAGCCUGCAACAGCGGGCGGAUCGAGGCGGAGGCCGAGGGUCGGAUGAGCAGCGAACACAGCGAGCGGAGUUGCUAGUUCAGCUGGACCAGCUUCGCGGAGAAAAUGAUCGCCUGCGGAGGCGUGCGGACCACGACCAGUACACCGCACAGUGUUCUAGUGAGCAGCAACAGGAGCUACGCAGUCGGAUUCAGAGCGAUCAAGAGCCGGAGGAGAUAGUGAAGACGCACCAAGCAGCUGGUUCCACGGUCAAAGGCCUUCAGCAGGAUGGACGUGGGCAAGCAGAUGAGGGUCUGCAAAGCCAGCUAUCAAGGCUCACCGCGCGACAAGCCAAGAUCAACACCGACUUGCCAGCGUUCUCGGGUGCAGCAGAAGAGUGGCCAGCAUUCCACCACAUGUUUCAGUCUACGACCAAGCAAUGUGGCUUCACGGAGGCUGAAAACAUUCAGAGAUUGCGGGUCUGCCUAAAAGGUCCUGCAAAAGAGGCAGUAAGAAUGCUCCUCAUCGUGCCAGAGAACCUGCCGAAAGUUCUCUCAACGCUGGAAAGGAGGUUCGGGCGGCCAGAACUAGUAGUCACGGAGCUCGUAUCGAAGGCGAAAUCAGCUAAGCCGGUACGCAGUGACGAUGUAGAGACCUUGGUGUCGUACAGCACCUCGGUUAAGAAUGUAGUGUUAUGUAUGAAGCUGCUUGGUAGCUGUGGACAUAUGUCCAACCCUACCCUCCGACAGGAGCUAGUGAAUAAGCUGCCAGUUGCACUGAAGAUGCAGUGGGGCGAAUACUUGGCGGAGAAAAGGAUCCAGAUGGAUUCCCUCGACCUGGAGGUCUUCGCAGACUGGCUAGAAAAUCGAGCAGAGGCUGCGCUGAAUGUGGCCGGGCCGUUUGCCAAAGCGGCCCCUCGAGCAAGUAAUGCAACAGCUAUGCACACCACAGGUGGUCCAGCCAGCACAACUAAGCCAGUGUUGCAGUGCGCCAAGUGUGGUAAAGCGCACUCCCUCACCAGCUGUGAUGUCUUCCGCCAACUGUCAGUGAAGCAGCGGUGGGACUUCGUGCUUGGAACAUCGCUAUGUGUGUGCUGCUUCAAGACAGGCCACUGGAAGUCCGAAUGCAGAGGCAGUGGUUGCAACAAGUGCCGAGGCAGACACCACCCUGACCUCCACCAAGAGCGCGCACCUCCGGCCAACCAAGGCUCAACGAGCAGGAGCACAAAGCCACGAGAGAAUGUGGUUCCGCAACACAGCACGAAUACGUCGGUGGCAACCACGCAGAAGACCGCUUUUAUGGUAGUCCCUGUCGUGUUAUGCCAUCAGGACAAGACGGUGCGGGCCACAGCCAUGAUGGACAGCGGUUCUUCAACAACAUACCUGAAAGACAGUGUGGCAAACGACCUCGGGCUGCAGGGAACACCAACGGCAUUUACGGCGUCGGUUCUGGGGGGAAAGACAGUCUCAGGAAAGCACCGUCGCGUAAAAGUGACAAUGGCGUCGGAAGACGGCUCAUAUGAAACCCAGCUGGAAGCAUGGACGCAGCCAAUAGUUACAGCACCGAUGGAGAUGAUCGAGUGGAACUCGAGGAGACACAUGCACAAGCACCUCCAAGAGGUUACCUUCCCGCAGGUGACUGGGGACCAAGUCGACCUGCUGAUAGGACUCAACGUGCCAGAAGCGCACAGAGUACUGGAAGAGCUGGCAGGACAGCCGGGCGAGCCAGUUGCUCGAAAACUUCCCCUCGGAUGGGUAUGUUUCGGUCCCGUCAAGUCGCAAGCGGCAGAGUUCACAGAGACGUCCCUGCAUGCGAAUGUCAGCGACAGGAGCAACGCAGUUCUCGACGACCUCGUCGCAAAGUUCUGGGAGGUAGAGAGCGUUGGUUUGGUUCCUAAGGCUACGAAAACGGUCGCGGAGGAGGAAGCACAACGUAUGGUUGAAGGAAGCAUGAAAUUGAUGGAUGGCAGAGUGUCGACGGCCAUACCGUGGGUCAGCACCGAUAAGAAGCCAGAUCUCCCACCGAAUCGUGAAAUGGCUGAACAGCGACUGAGAAACCUGGAGAGGACUCUGAGGAAACGACCGGAAGUCUACCAGCAGUAUUCCGACGUCAUCAAGUCCCAUAUAGCCAAGGGCUACAUCCAUCCGUGCCAGGAGACAGACCAACAGUGGUUGCUUCCUCAUCUGGCGGUGGUACGAGCAGAUAAAACUACGACGAAAGUACGAGUGGUAUUCGAUGCCGCUGCCCGAUGCCAGGGCAAGUCACUCAACGACGAGAUGCACUCUGGACCGAAGUUGCAGAGAGAUCUGGUACACGUGCUGAUGAAGUUUUGCCUAGAGCCUAUAGCGCUAGUCGGCGAUAUUGCAGAGAUGUUUCUGCAGGUGGAAAUCGCUCCAGAAGAUCGCAAGUAUUUGCGCUUCCUGUGGCGCGACACACCGGAUGAGCCAGCCGCCAUGUAUGAGUUCUCUCGGUUGGUAUUUGGGCUGAAGGCAUCGCCAUACCUGGCAUGUCGGGCUCUGAAGGCAACGUCAGCAGAGCACGGCGCAUCCUUCAGCAAGUUGGCUCGGGAAGCAGUUGAUGAAGCGUUUUACGUUGAUGACCUGCUCGACUCACUACCGACUGUGGAGUCCGCCAUCAACACUCGACAGGAAGUCCAGAGUCUGCUCGGAAAGGCGUCUUUCCACGUCCGCAAAUGGAGGAGCAACAGUCAAGCCGUGCUAGAGUCUAUACCGGACGAGGACUUGGCCAAAGAGGCACUGCUAUGCAUCAGCAACGACAGUCAGCAAAUACCAGCGGUGGUGAAGACUCUCGGUGUGGUGUGGGACGCCAAGACAGACACCUUCAGCUAUACGCACCGUGCUCCUGAAGAACAACAGUGGACCAAGCGUCAAGUGCUGUCGAAGAUGGCGAGCAUCUUCGACCCUAGAGGCCACAUUGUGCCCUUUACCAUGCGGGCGCGGCUGAUGUUUCAGGAGCUUUGUGCAGCUGGGAUCGGGUGGGACGACCAGAUUCCGGCCGAGCUGAACGAGAAGUGGUACAGGUGGUUUGCCGAGCUGGAGCACCUCAGCAAGAUCAAGAUACAGAGAUGUCUCAAGGAAACGGAUCGCCCAGCCCAUGAGGCAUCACUGUCGGUACAUGUGUUCACCGACGCUUCGGCCCAUGCAACAGCGGCAGUGGGUUAUGUCCGAGCGGAGUACCCCGAUGGACAUGUGCGCAUCAGCAUUGCGCUUGCUAGAGCCAGAGCCACACCACUGAAGAAAGUCACGAUUCCGAAGCUGGAGCUCCGCGGUGCAGUGCUGGGUGUGCAAGUAAGUGCCGCCAUCAGUGAGGCCCUCCACAUCCCCAUGUCCGAACACAACUUCUGGACUGAUUCGAUGAACGUCGUACACUGGGUGAGGAGUCCGGCUAAGAACUUUACUUCAGACGUCGCUAAUCGAAUAGCGGCAAUACAGGAGUCGACAAAGCCGACGCAGUGGAGGCACGUGCCUGGAAAGAUCAACCCAGCAGACUUGCCAACUCGGGGGGUGAAGGCCGAGGAUCUACCCGGUAACGAGUGCUGGUGGCAAGGGCCUGCAUUUCUCCGCAACACCAAGGAGUCCUGGCCGCAGACUGAGUUGACCAACAAACCGCAGCUUCCGGGCCAGGUGAAGAAGACGAUCGAGCUGGCAUUCACAGCGGUAGAGCCGGACAAGGGUCGUCUUGAUGUUGAGAGGUACUCGCGUUGGACACGUCUGAUUCGCGUCACGAUCUGGUGCUGGUUAUGGAAGAUGGCAUAUCUCGUGGUCAUUGGCCGCUUGGAAGAGUGGUGGGAGUACAUCCGGGUCAGGAUGGCCUGGUGAGAGUUGUGGACGUACGGCUGAGCAACAAGAAGGUGAAGCGACGUGCCAUUCAGCGAUUAGUGCCAUUGACUGCAGACGGCGAAUGAGAAAGAGACAUAUUCAUUAUUGACUCGGUCAGAAUACUCUAGUACUGUGGUGUGAUUGGUCACUUUCAUAUGUUUAGUCUUUGCAUAUUUAGCUACACGUAUGUUUGUAGAGCACAUCGUUCAUCUUUUGUUCUUUUAGGCUCUGAGGGGGUUGCCUUUUUGGUUUCUUGUUUUGUUUCACCCUCGGAACUCCUCGUGUGAGAGGGGGAGAAUGUUGCAGUUAGACUGGUGCAGCAUGCUGGCUGUUAGAGUACAAUCAUUCAUGCGUGAUAUGGAUAGGCGAAUGUGUUAGAGCUAUGAUCCAUGUGUGCUUCUAUUCAUGCAUUCCCAUCAAGAAGGCCAUGUGUCAGGUCUAUUCAGUACUCUGGUGUCUAGACGUCUGCAUUCUAUUGUUGUAUCACAUUACAUGGUCGAGUGUUGCCAUAGGGUCUUUCUAUACCAUGUAUGUGCGUGCACUGUUAUUAGCUAUUGCUAUCUUUUGUUAGGCCAGAGUUGGUUUUAGCCUAGUUGUGGAGAUGUUCAGGUUUUAGUUCUUGGAGAGUUGUGACUGUUUUCAGAUCAUGAGUCAGUGUAAACAUUG
This is a messenger RNA of Sycon ciliatum, 5889 nucleotides long. RefSeq lists its product as uncharacterized. Lineage: Eukaryota; Metazoa; Porifera; Calcarea; Leucosolenida; Sycettidae. The coding region runs from base 454 to 5223 and encodes 1589 amino acids. The record is from RefSeq and is a predicted model, not a curated record. The transcript has a single exon. Gene Ontology annotation, molecular function: nucleic acid binding.